CACCCAGCCUCUCUUCUAGAAUAAAUCCCUCCCAAGAGGGGAAAUCAUUCUCUUCUGCAAGUUUUCACGGGGAGGAGCUGAAAGUGCCUCUGUGUGCAGACACACACCAAAUGAAAUUCUGAGACAUCCAAGGUGACAUCAGGGGAUAAAAAAUGUUGCAUUCAACUUUAGCCCUGUCUGUUCUAUUGAUUGCAAUAUCAUCCAAUCUAGCAAUGGCCAUCAAGAAGGAAAAACGGCCGCCACAGACUUUGUCAAGAGGAUGGGGUGAUGAUAUAACAUGGGUUCAGACCUAUGAAGAAGGACUAUAUAAGGCCAAGACCAGUUACAAACCCCUGAUGGUUAUACUUCACCUGGAGGAAUGCAAAUACUGCGAGGCACUGAAAGCAGUAUUUUCAACAAAUGAAGAGAUCCAAGAAAUGGCUCAGAAUGAUUUCAUUAUGCUGAACCUUAUGCAUGAACCCUCAGAUAAGAAUUUGUCCCCUGAUGGAAAAUAUGUGCCGCGAGUCAUGUUUGUUGAUCCUACUUUGACAAUUAGAGCUGAUGUGACUGGAAGAUACACAAACCGUUUGUAUACUUAUGAACCACAAGAUGUGCCAUUAUUGAUUGAAAAUAUGAAGAAAGUCAAACGUUUGUCUCAGAAAGAAUUAUAAUCAUAAAAAUAUUUGAAAAUAAAAUUAACCUCUGAGAGGUUGAAAAUUCAGCAACUUUUCUCAGUCCAAGCUUACAUUACUUGUGUCAUUUAUUUUGUCAAGUAAUAAUUAUCUUCUAAAAGAAAACUAUUGAGUCUAGUUUUAUGAAAACUAUGUACUACUCCCUUAAUUUCUAAUUCUGAUCAGCUUUACAAAACAAUGUUGUAUAGCAAAGUUCAGUAUCAAGAGAAAAUAGUCUGUGAAUUCAUGUUUUCAAAAUAAGCAUUAAAAUGAGUUUCUACCUGAACACAUUGUAAGAAAUAAGAAACAGUUGUUAAGAAAUAACUUGAAAUAUAAAAAUGAAGUAAAAAGAGAAAUGUGUGCCAUAAAUUAAAUUAAUUAUUUUACAUUUCAAAUUUCUUUGAAGAAGAUAUAAAAAUGUAGUAUAUUUCUGAUUUUCUCUUCACAGCAUAGCCUCAGAAUUAAUUUUUAUGUUGAUUCUGUUUGAUAUGCUGUCAUAUCUUGUUGUUUUAAAUGAAUAUUUUAUGUCAUGUGUAACCAUGUUGUGUACUAGAACAGCAAAUAAGGCUUAGGGUUUUCAUAUAAUCCUUACAUUAUAAGUUACAUUUCUGAAGAACUAUGAAUAUGUUAUAAAGAACUUCCUCAUAGGCUUGUAAUAUAUGACAAGAGAGUGCAAACAAGCUUAAAAAUAAAACUUUUUGAAACACUA
Molecule: messenger RNA, 1359 nt
Organism: Protopterus annectens (West African lungfish)
Lineage: Eukaryota; Metazoa; Chordata; Ceratodontiformes; Protopteridae
Gene: AGR3
Product: anterior gradient 3, protein disulphide isomerase family member
Exons: 8
Coding region: 153-650 (165 amino acids)
Cellular component (GO): endoplasmic reticulum
Source: RefSeq, a predicted model, not a curated record